This is a messenger RNA of Adineta ricciae, 4005 nucleotides long. Lineage: Eukaryota; Metazoa; Rotifera; Eurotatoria; Adinetida; Adinetidae. The record is from the annotation of a GenBank genome assembly.
AUGUUCUUCGGGUGUUAUCAGCUCGUUAUCGUUUUCCUUUCGAUAAUCAUCAGUGCUGUUAAUACCAGCAAUCAUCAAAGUUCUUCAUCAUCGCCAUUAGACCUAUCUUCUUCGGUAUUGAUCAAUCAGAGUGAAUGUCAAUCAUCAUGUUCAAUUGACUAUUGUUUACAAUAUCAAUUGUUGAAUAAAAACUGUUCCAAGUUAAUACGUGAUCAAUGUGAUUGUUGUACUGUUUGUCUACGUACAGAACAUGAAAUAUGUGGCGGACAUUUGAACGUCUAUGGUCUAUGCGAGCAAGAUCUCUUAUGUUAUCAACCAAAUCAAACUGUCAAUGAUCUCAAUGAACACACUGGUGUAUGUAUGAAAGCAUGUUUGAAAUUCCAGUGUUUAUCUAUAAAUAUCAAUAAUCAAACAACCUGUGAAUGUGCCAAUCGACGUGUACCAUGUGAUAUAACUCCUGAUGGAGAAAAUACGAUCCUGUCUCGUACAUGUGAACUAGAAUCUCCGUCGCAUCAAAAACGUGAAUUAAGUUGGCCUACAGACUAUGACGAUGAUGAAGACAGUGUUGAUUGUUCAAAUAUUGUUUGUCCCACUGCUACCAUCAAUGCAUCACGUUGUCCAUCAGAUAGUAUUUUUGUGGAAGAUCGUGUAUCCCUUUCGUCGUUGUCAUUAUCUUCAUCGAACAAUCUAUCGGUAGUUUGCUGUGAACCUCGAGGACAAUGUGUUUGCGCAAGAUGUUCAAAGACUACUUGCGGAGAAAGUUCGAUUAUUCAAAUCUAUCGAACGGGCAAUCCGAAUCUUCCUGGACAAUGCUGUGAUCAAUAUACUUGCAUUAAGAAUUCAAAACAAUGCUAUCAUGACAAGAAGAUUUACAGUGAAAAUGAAACAUGGUCUAUUGAUCACUGCACAACAUGUACAUGUCGAGAAGGGCUCGUUGAUUGUCUUAUGGUACAAUGUCCGACAUACACACAUUGCGGUUAUAUGUAUAAACCGGAAAAUGAAUGUUGUCCUAAGUGUGGCGGUUGUCUAAAUGAUCGUCUUCAUGUUCAACAUAUGAAUUCAACUUGGAUAGAAUCCAAUGGAUGUAUGCGAUGUUGGUGUGAAAAUGGCCGAUCACGUUGCAUCGCUGAAGGAUGUAUUGCUCCGCCUUGUGACAAUCCACGUCAAAUAGCGAAUGUCUGCUGUCCAGUAUGUGACGAUACUACAGACGAAGAUCUAUCUUCUGAUGAUCAGGAUUUACACGUUUCCUCAUCCACGCCGCUAGUAACAAACAAGUGUCCUGAACUUAGGAAUUGCUCGUUAAUAUGUGAACAUGGACUAGCGAAAGAUGCACAAGGUUGUUUUAUAUGUGCUUGUUCGACCAUGGCAUGUCCAGCACCUCUAUGUACACUGAAAGUUGAUCGAGCAUCCAAACAAUACUGUACAUGUACAUCACCGAAUGGUCUCAAUUGCGGCGCACUAAAUUGUGCUAAACAUUGUCCCUACAACUACACAAUAAAUAAACAAACAGGUUGUCCUAUAUGUGAAUGCAAUUCAUGUCCAGUAUUGUCUUGCAGAAAGAACUGCACUUAUGGAUUGAAACGCAACGAAAUUGGCUGUCCAAUAUGUGUAUGUAAAAGUAAUAUUAGCAUACAUAUUAACGAUACAAAAGCAACAGAUUUGAUACCCCAAUCGUGGUCCAGACAAUGUCUAUCAGGAGAAUUUUCUUAUUCAAAUGGUGAGAUAUGGUUUGACGGCUGUCGGCAGUGUCUGUGUCAUAGAGGAGAACAUCUAUGUGCACUUAUCUCCUGUCCAACUCCGAAAUGCUCGCAGCCAAUUCUUCUACCCAAUCAAUGUUGUCCUACAUGUCCAGAAAUUACUAUGUUACCUCAACCCAUUCCGUCAUCACAAGUAUGCUAUGCCAGUCAGUAUGUAACUGGCGAAGAACUUGAAUUUGACAAAUGUACAAAAUGUAUAUGUCUGCAUAACAUUGCAUUCUGUAGUAUAUCGCUAUGUCCUCCACUUCAUUGUUCAUCUCCCAUUUAUGAUUCUUCACUUUGUUGUCCCGUAUGUCCACCGAAAUCAUCUGAACCGACGUCUUCAACGGAAUUAGCGACUCUGGUCGAUGAUGAUGAUGAUGUUUGUAUUCUUGACAAUGGAAUAGUUAAACAUGCAGGUGAAUUAUGGAAACAUCAUGAUUGUCAAUCGUGUCUCUGUCCACGCGGUGGUAAUGGGCGUGUCGAAUGUUUUUCACAAACAUGUGAACAAAAUCUACCAUGUUCGAAUCCAGUUUUAAAAAAAGGGCAAUGCUGCCCGUUUUGUCUUCCGCAUACAGCUACGGUUUCCGUCUGUAUUUUCAAUUACGUUCAGUAUCGUUCUGGUGAACAUUGGAAUGUCAGCGAAUGUCACAGCUGUGAAUGUCUAUACGGUACUAUCGUAUGUCAUCAACAUCGAUGUCCUUCGUUGACCUGUGUUCAUACAGUAACAUUAUCUGGACAUUGUUGUCCUAUUUGUCGUGAUCAAUUAUCGUCGAUCAUUGGUGAAGGCAAAGUCCCUAUCUCUCAAGCUCGCUUCGGUUUAACAGUUAUUAUUAUUUUUUGUACUUUAAUUCUUAUUCUGAUUUUGAUUAUCCUGAUCCUCAUUUUUAUUUUACUUCGCGGAGCACAUCGAUCUCGUUCGUCUGCAAAUCAAAUACCUCCGACACAUCAUCUCCCACCUAAAAUAGCUCAUCAUUCAUCAACAAUGAACUUCAAACCAUCGAAUCUAUACUCUUAUGUAAAAUAUGAUCUUAUGGCCAAGUCAAACGACAAUCACACUUUCAAACAAGGUUCAUCGUCAGUGGAACAAGCAUCAACACAUUCAAUGAUUCGCACGAAUACAACAACAACAGGAGCAAGUUCAUCUAAUCAUGAACUCGAACCUGGAACGUGGACAACUGAAGACGAGAUGAUAUUACAUGGCAGUAUUAGUAGUGGAAACGAUGUCGAUGUUGAUCAUGAUAUAAGCAGCAGUGACUUGGAUGAAUCUCAUCGACAACAGUUAUCUCAACCUCAAAUUCAAUGCAAAAAUGGUGUAAUCAAUUUUUGUAUUAUUGAUGGUUUUUGCACGGACUUCAAUCUAUUUAGUAAUCAUAAAUGUUCGAUGAGAGGUAAAACUGUUUUAAUCACGGGUGGUGUUAGUGGUAUCGGUUACGAAACAGCCAAAGAUUUACUUCAACGAGACGCACGCGUUAUAAUUGCUGAUUACAAUAUGAAGAAAGGUUGCGAAGUCAUAGAACAACUAGUGCUGGAAACUGGCUGCGCGAAGAGUCGUAUUCGAUUGAUGAAAUGCGAUUUACGAUCAUUUCGAUCUGUUCGUCAAUUUGUUCAACUAUAUAAUACGGAAGAACAACGACUGGAUGUUCUGAUAUGUAAUGCUGGCAUUGCGUGGGCACCGGAACUUCUUACGGAAGAUGGUUUUAGUACGGUCAUGCAAGUGAAUUAUCUCAGUCAUUUUUUAUUGAUCAAUCUUCUGAUGAGUAAAUUAAAAGAAUGUCGACCGAGCCGCAUCGUUUUCGUUGCAUCAGGUGCACAUCGAAUGGUUCGAUCGAUCGAUUGGUCUGAUGCAUUUACACAAUUCAAAAGUUUUCGUAUAUGGGGAAUCUAUCCAAUGUCUAAAGCAUUUACUCUACUAUUUGCUCUUAAACUUAAACAUACAUUAGAUUCAAAUGAUGUUGCAAUAUUUGCAGUGAACCCCAGUUGGGUGUGGACAUCUAUUCAAACACCAAUGCGUGAAGCGAUUGGACUCAUUCUAUUCCUUAUCUGUUAUCCAAUACUGUAUGCACUGAAGUUUAUUCUAGCUAAAACGCCACAAACAGGAGCACGAACGAGUAUUUUCUGUGCAGUUGAACCAUCAUUACAACAUUCGAAAGAUUUGUAUUUUGAAGAUUGUAAAGUGGAAACCAUCUCAUCGUUGUGUACCAAUUAUGCGUUGGCCGAUCAGCUAUGGGAAAUAAGUUUACAAGCAGUUGGACUUCUAGUAUCUUGA